GGCUAUCCCCCCUCCAGUCCAUCCGUUCAGUGUCUGCCACCCCUCUCUGCCAAUCCCUCCACUGGUCUCCAUUCAGUGUCUGCUACCCCUCUCUGCCAAUCCCUCCACUGGCCACCAUUCAGUGCCACCCCUCUCUGCCAAUCCCUCCAUUCAGUGUCUGCCCGCCCCCCUCUCUGCCAAUCCCUCCACUGGCCCAUUCAGUGUCUGCCACCCCUCUCUGCCAAUCCCUCCCUCCACAGUGUCUGGCCAUCCCUCCAUUCAUUCAGUGUCUGCCACCCCUCUCUGCCAGUCCCAAUGGCCUCCAUUCAGUGGCCACCCCUCUCUGCCAUUCAGCCUCCAUGUCAGUGUCUGCCACCCCUCUCUGCCAAUCCCUCCACUGGCCUCCAUUCAGUGUCUGCCACCCCUCUCUGCCAAUCCCUCCACUGGCCUCCAUUCAGUGUCUGCCACCCCUCU
Molecule: messenger RNA, 453 nt
Organism: Staurois parvus
Lineage: Eukaryota; Metazoa; Chordata; Amphibia; Anura; Ranidae
Source: the annotation of a GenBank genome assembly